Molecule: messenger RNA, 1911 nt
Organism: Penicillium alfredii
Lineage: Eukaryota; Fungi; Ascomycota; Eurotiomycetes; Eurotiales; Aspergillaceae
Exons: 2
Coding region: 1-1911 (636 amino acids)
Source: RefSeq, a predicted model, not a curated record
AUGCCAUCCCCUCCUAAACGACGCAAAACUAGCGAGACCACUGGCGUCGCUGUCGCGCAGACCAUUGAUUCUGGAAAUGACACGCGCCCCUCAGACCGGCCCUCCUUCCAGUCCCCUACUAGGGCAAGCCUGGCACGAGCACACCCCGAAAUCUUAGAGCGCGCGCUCAGCAGGUCUCCAAGUCGCCGACCGACUAGCAGAGGAAGCCAGAAUGGCCGACCAGAAAGAUCUGAAGCCAAGUCUUUUGGACUGCGCGACCGCAAAGCUUUUCGACCGUCGCUUAAUGUUUCUGCUAGUCCCCUAAAUCGACCAAGAAUGUCUGGCGGCGCGCCUGUUUUGUCACCCAACAGACGCUCGAGUGGCAUUCAAGCAUUUUCAAAGCCGCCUCGCAGAAUUUCCCACAAGAUCGUCCCCUCCGAUUUCAUGUUAGGAUCACCAGUCGGAAAGCAAAUCCAGCCCGCCGAGCAGUCACAGUCAAACACUCCCGAGGAUCAACUGGCAUUGGAAUUGGGUAGUGCCACAAAAGAUGCUGCUAUGGAUCUAGGCCUGGAUGGCGCGUUUAUGGAUGACGAUCCACUUGAGCCCGAGCUUCCUCCCACUCCGACACAGCUGGGUCUGGAGAAGGCCCCCGACCGGCCCAAGGGGCUAUUGAGUAGCAGCCCGAGUUUGCGGCAUGAGAAACGAAUCAAAAGACGAACAGUCGAUGCAUUCCAAGGGAGUCCAUUGAAAUCUUCGAGGGUUCAAUCACCUAGCCCAGAAGACUCGGAUGAUGCAGAACUAGAUUCGAGACAGGAGCUGUCGGCUGCUGUGCUGGAGAAACGCAAAUUGCGAAAGAGCCUGGCUGCAGAAUUGCAACAACUAAAGAACGACGUGGCAGAGCUAGAGACAUGGUCAGGGAGGAUAGACUCUGAAAAAGACUUGACAGCCCAUGCAAAGGGGCUUGAUCGGUUCCUCUCCUUGCUCACCUCAGAAGAGGCAUCACACACGAGUCGCUCCGUGCCCCAGCAAGCGCCUAUGCCAAUAUCGUCCCUUCUUUCCACAUUGCUUCCAUUCUCUGGCAGAAUAUCUCGACCGGCGCGCCCAACAUCGCCUCUACCAACCAACCCGUUUGCGCUGCAAGAAGCGUCGAAAGCUCGGUCGUACCUAACAGUGUUUGCGCCGCUGACACUCAGCGCGCAUACAAGCCGGUCCUCGUCCCGCGAGCCCCAAUCUCUGUCUGAAAUGCACACGUUGACAUUCACUGCCCCCCCUUCAUUCCCAGCCAAUCUUUAUACUGUGACUGUUGUCUAUGAGACCAACCCUGAAACACAGUCCCUUGUCUCUGUCUCUGUACCAACAGGCAGCGAGAGUAAGAAACGACGUGUGCCCGAGGUGCUUCGCCGAUGGAUCGAAUCCCGACUGGAAAAUCUACUUCUCAGACUCGAUGUUACGACUCUGUGUUGGGGUAUCAACCGAUACUGGGAAGCAUCUGUUGAACGUGCUCGGUUAUGGGCUCAGAUUGAACACAACCACGGUAGUCAAAGGCCCACGCGUGGCCGGAAAGAUACUGGGCCUGCAAGUGAAGCAGGUCACAUUGUUUCUGAUCUGCGACGUCUAAUCCCGCACCUUGAGCGCAGCACAAUGAUCAUCAACCCCAAGUCAUCAGACAACAAUGCACGAGUGCUACUAUCAAAUCCGUUGACCAUUGAUGACUGGACCGGCGAGCCCCAGCUACGACCCGAAAUCAGCAUUGCGGCCGUCAGUGUCAGCAAUGAUUUGAGCAGGAAAAUUGAUCAGGAGACGAAAAAGCUCUUUCAUACUUUGCUGCACGAGAAUGGAAUGCCCAACACGCCAGGGGAAGGUGGCAUUCAUAUUGACGCCAUCCUACGGGCGACUGAAGGUGCCCUUGGGGCCUUGUUUGGCCGCACUUGA